UGUCUCUCUCUCUCUGUCUCUAAAAGCAUUUGGCAAUGGCUAGUUCCUUCUCAAAUUCAGCACCUGUCCUCCCCUUUACACUGAGGAGAAGAAUAUAAAGAGCCGGUUCCCCCUCCAUCUCUCAUUCCCUCACUAAAUGCUGCCCUUGUAACCCCAAAUCCUUGACCUCUUAAACCCUCUCGGCUCCCCUCUCUUAUAAACCCUUCUAUUCUCCUCCGAUGGCGGGAUACUCGGUGGCGGCGCCGCUAUGCACGUGGUUGGUGGCGGCGUGCGUGACGGUGCCGCGCGGAAAGGAGGGGACUUUGGCGGCGCCGGCGGCCGGGGAGGCGAGGCUGCGGAGCCGGUCAGCGAGGAGGCGGAGGGCGGCGGCGCUCCGCCUCGACGCCCGGGAUUCCUCCAGGGGGCUGAUGUCGGCGCUUUGUGGAUCGGGGAUCCAGGGGCUGAUGAGCUCCUGCCUCGCCUUCGAGCCCUGCCCGGAGUUCUACGGCUCUAAGGGUGCGUCGUCGUUCUUCGGAGAGGGUGGCUUCUCCCUAUUUGGGCCGUGGAAGGCGGAGACUACGAGAAGGCAGCGAAGGGCCGGGCGCGCCUCUUGCGUCUCAGGCAAAGCAAUGGCAGUAGCUGUGCAGCCUGCUAAGGAAAUUGCAGAAAAGAAGAGAAUCCAUACAAAGAAGAGGAGGGUGGUUGUGACAGGGAUGGGUGUGGUGACUCCACUGGGCGAUAAUCCUGAUGUCUUCUACAAUAACCUUCUUGAGGGUGUCAGUGGUAUAAGUCAAAUUGAAACAUUUGACUGUACAAACUAUCCAACAAGAAUUGCAGGAGAAAUUAAAUCUUUCUCAACAGAUGGAUUGGUGGCACCUAAAUUAUCUAAACGAAUGGACAAAUUCAUGCUCUAUUUACUUAUUGCUGGAAAGAAAGCUUUAGCCGAUGGUGCGGUUACAGAAGAGGUUAUGAGUCAGUUUGACAAGGCAAAAUGCGGAGUGCUCAUAGGCUCUGCAAUGGGUGGAAUGAAGGUUUUUAAUGAUGCCAUCGAAGCUUUAAGGGUCUCAUACAAGAAGAUGAAUCCAUUUUGUGUUCCAUUUGCAACGACAAACAUGGGUUCUGCAAUCCUUGCUAUGGAUCUGGGUUGGAUGGGCCCAAAUUACUCUAUUUCAACUGCUUGUGCUACAAGCAAUUUCUGUAUCCUGAAUGCAGCAAACCAUAUAAUAAGAGGGGAAGCUGAUGUGAUGCUUUGUGGUGGAUCAGAUGCUGCAAUUAUACCCAUUGGAUUGGGAGGUUUUGUUGCUUGCAGAGCACUUUCGCAGAGAAAUAGUGAUCCGACUAAAGCAUCACGGCCUUGGGAUGUUGAUCGUGAUGGAUUUGUGAUGGGUGAAGGGGCUGGUGUGCUUCUACUGGAAGAAUUAGAGCAUGCUAAGCAAAGAGGAGCAAAUAUCUAUGCUGAAUUUCUUGGAGGAAGCUUCACGUGUGAUGCUUACCACAUGACUGAGCCACAUCCUGAGGGGGCAGGCAUUGCUCUUUGCAUUGAGAAUGCAUUAGUACAAGCAGGGGUAGCCAAAGAAGAUGUUAAUUAUGUAAAUGCUCAUGCAACUUCAACACCUGUUGGUGAUCUAAAAGAGUAUCAAGCUAUCGUUCGUUGUUUUGGCCAGAAUCCUGAGCUGAGAGUGAACUCUACGAAAUCCAUGAUUGGUCACCUACUAGGAGCUUCUGGUGCGGUGGAAGCUGUUGCUGCAAUUCAGGCAAUUCGAACAGGGUGGGUCCAUCCAAAUAUCAAUCUUGAAAACCCAGAAAAAAGUGUGGAUAUGAAUGUGCUGGUGGGCUCAAGAAGGGAAAGGUUGGACGUGAAGGUGGCACUAUCAAACUCAUUCGGUUUUGGUGGCCACAACUCGUCUAUCUUGUUUGCACCUUACAAAUAGUCAUGGAAAGAACUUCAGAUGUUGCAGGGAUAGCAUUAAGCCCAGCUUCUUUGUUGGUUUCCAAGAUCAUCUGAAAAAUUCCAAGCCAUAGUUUUGCUUAGCUUGCAACUAGGGCCCUGAUUGUUGUGCAGGGCUCAUUUGUUUUUGGUAAGUUUAUGCUCCUUGCAACAAUAUCAUAACUCUGUUGUCUUACUUCUAGCUGAAUGAUGCAAAGGUCAGAAGAAAUUACCCACUGUGCAGAGAAAUUUGCCUGGUUCUACGUUAUCACCUGCUGUGCUUUUUCUUUGGAUAUGCCAGCGUGUAUUUUUGCACAAUUUGGACCUGUACUCAUGGCUGUGGUUUCUGAAUUUGUUUGAUAAAAUGCAGGGAUUUUUAA
Molecule: messenger RNA, 2286 nt
Organism: Phoenix dactylifera (date palm)
Lineage: Eukaryota; Viridiplantae; Streptophyta; Magnoliopsida; Arecales; Arecaceae
Product: 3-oxoacyl-[acyl-carrier-protein] synthase II, chloroplastic-like
Biological process (GO): fatty acid biosynthetic process
Cellular component (GO): mitochondrion
Molecular function (GO): 3-oxoacyl-[acyl-carrier-protein] synthase activity
Source: RefSeq, a predicted model, not a curated record